Molecule: messenger RNA, 895 nt
Organism: Aplysia californica (California sea hare)
Lineage: Eukaryota; Metazoa; Mollusca; Gastropoda; Aplysiida; Aplysiidae
Source: RefSeq, a predicted model, not a curated record
GUGAACGGCAGCCGAAAAGGAAAGACUCCAGGACAGCCCUCAGCCAGUCUGUCACGGAACCAACGCUCCAUCCUGGACAACCGGGUGGACACUUUCCACCCGCUACCCCACGGUGCUGACCACCACUUCUCGUCUGUUCAGCAAUCGGACUCGUACUACCCGCCUUCUCUGCACAGAGAUCGCCACGCCUACCCCCCGUCCCACCACACGAGUCCACACGCCUACCAGCCAUCUUAUGGAGGCCCCGCCCCUAUUGCUUCAACUGGCCCCGCCCAUCCUCUAAAUUCUGAGAGCUUAUUGGCGGCUUUGUUAUCUAGCGACAACAGCGAGCUCACGUCAGACGCUGAGCACAGUCCAGACCCAUGGGCCUCAGAUUUCCUGUCUGGGAACGAUCUCUCUUCCCCAUUAGAUCAACGUGUGCCGUUUGACCUUACCUCUGACUUUUUCGGGUCAAAGAAUGGGCGUGAACUCGAGCUUGACUUGCCUGAUAUCGGUGCUCACAACAGCCGUGCACGGGCCAGCGAGUCGCAUAAUAGUUUAGACAGGAGCUCGUCUUCCCACGCAGACAGUUUAAGCCCCGCCCACGUAGACUCUAGCCCCGCCUCCUCAGGGGAGGACGCGGCCUUCCAGCCUCUCGAUCCGUUCUUUUUGUCCCAACUCCUGGAGGAGGAAGAAGAAGGGGAUGCUGGGAACAUGGCGGCGACAGAUGAUCUGGAUUUUCUGGCUGGAGAGAGCGGUGCCCUCGCCCAGUGUCUCGACCACUCGUCUGUUCGCCGCCGUCGCUCGUGAGUCACUCGUGAGUCUCCCGGGCAGACGAGACCCCCAGGGUUGCGCGCCACACACGGUGCUGACGACCCACAGUGCUCGGAGGAAUAAACAUGGCCGAACAGAACGA